Myxozyma melibiosi is the source of this 880-nucleotide messenger RNA. Its product is annotated as NAD dependent epimerase/dehydratase family protein-like protein. Gene Ontology annotation, biological process: import into nucleus. The record is from RefSeq and is a predicted model, not a curated record. Lineage: Eukaryota; Fungi; Ascomycota; Lipomycetes; Lipomycetales; Lipomycetaceae. Bases 158 to 841 code for a protein of 227 amino acids. Gene Ontology annotation, cellular component: cytoplasm. The transcript has a single exon.
GGAGACCUAAACUCCCGACGGAGGACAAUUGCACGUCAUAUCUCUUCUUUACUUAUAAUCCACCUUCAUCCAAUCUCCACUUCUAUACCGACGUCUACGAUUGACAUCCACAUCAGUCAACUUUAGUUAUCUCGAUACUCUAGCUAUUAUAUCUACAAUGACGACUCUUGCAAUUGUUGGUGCUACUGGAUUAGUCGGCGGCUUCUUCACUUCUCUAGCUAGGACUGCUACACUCCCGUCGGACAUCACCAACGUCGUCGCCAUCUCUCGCAAAGCAGUCAAGCUAGACUUUUCCGCCUCAAGCAACAAAAUCACAAACACAGUCGCUCCCGACCUUGUCUCUGCCAUCCCCUCCGACACAAAAAUCCUCUUCUCCGGCCUCGGAACUACAAAAGCCACCGCCGGAUCGUUCGAGAAGCAGUACGCGAUCGACUACACGCUCAAUCUCGACCUCGCGAAAGCCGCAAAGACCGCCGGCGCGACGACCUAUGUCUUGGUGUCGUCGACAGGUGCUUCUGAAGACGCAUACUUUGCGUACUCAAAGAUGAAGGGCGAGCUUGAGCGUGACGUCAAGGCACUCGACUUUGAGCGCACAAUCAUCCUAAGACCGGGUCUUAUUCUCGGCGACCGGCCGGAGGACAAACGACCUGCCGAGGCGCUUGCUCAGGGUCUGUACAAGGGACUCAGGAAGAUCCCGGUGCUGGGCGGGUUCACCAAGUCGUCUUCGAUCCCGGCUGAGGAUAUCGCAAAGGCGGCGUUUGUGCUGAUUAACAAGGGCGAGAAGGGUGUUGGUAUUUACGGAAACACAGAGCUCGUCGAGCUUGCGAAGGAGUACAAGUGAGAGCGAUGAUUGCUCUGUCUAGUCGGUUUAAUGUAGAUC